AUGGGACAAGCUUGUCUAGGAGGAGAUUCUGGUAAACAAAUGGACCAGAGAGUUACUGAUUUACUCGAGAGCGACCGAUUAAAGGAUUCUGAAAUUAAAUUGUUGUUGUUGGGAGCUGGUGAGUCAGGAAAAUCAACUCUUUUCAAGCAAAUCAGAAUCAUACACGACGGAGGUUACAACGACCAUGAAUUGCUCGGUUUCGUUGAUACCAUUCACUCGAACGUUCUCCAAUCGAUGCAAGCUCUGAUUCAGGCCUCUCAUGAUCUCAACAUUCCAAUUGAGAAUCCUGAGAAUAGACAAAAGGCUGCCAAAAUUCUUGAAUUACAAAACGAUUCACUCUUGAAUAUUAACAAGGUGUACAAUGAGGCCUUUGCUAAUGAUUUGAAGGAUUUGUGGGAAGAUGCUGGAAUUCAAGGAGUUUACAAACGUAGAAAUGAAUUUCAAUUGUUGGAUUCUACUGAAUACUUUUAUACACACUUGAAGAGAAUUUCUCAGAAAGAUUACAUUCCAACCAACAAGAUGUUCUCCACUAUUGAUGGACUCAAAAUGCUUCUUAUCGACGUCGGAGGACAACGUAACGAAAGAAAGAAAUGGAUUCACUGUUUCGACGAUGUCACAGCCAUUAUUUUCGUUGCCAGUUUGAGUGAAUUUGAUCAAAAGUGUUAUGAAGACGAUAGCACUAAUCGUUUGGAUGAAUCCAUCCUCUUGUUUGAUGAAAUUGUAAACUCUCACUUCUUUGAGAAGACUCCUGUCAUCUUGUUCUUGAACAAGAGUGAUUUGUUUGCAAAGAAGUUGCAAGAUCGUGUAUUCAAGGAAGUUUUCUCAGAUUUUGAAGGAGAUGACACUAAUUUGAGACAAUGUGCUGAUUACAUAAAAGAAAAAUUCCUUCAACGUAUAGAAGAUAAGGAUGAAAAGAAGAUUGAUGUCAGGAUAACAUGUGCAACUGAUACAGAAGCAAUUAAGACUGUAUUCGACAAUGUCAAGGAAGCUAUUGUCAAGAACACUGUUAUUGGUCGAUCUGAUUAA
This is a messenger RNA of Naegleria lovaniensis, 1026 nucleotides long. RefSeq lists its product as uncharacterized. The coding region runs from base 1 to 1026 and encodes 341 amino acids. NCBI's taxonomy places the organism in Eukaryota, Heterolobosea, Eutetramitea, Acrasida, Naegleriidae. The record is from RefSeq and is a predicted model, not a curated record. Gene Ontology annotation, cellular component: heterotrimeric G-protein complex. The transcript is spliced from 5 exons. Gene Ontology annotation, molecular function: G-protein beta/gamma-subunit complex binding; GTPase activity; G protein-coupled receptor binding. Gene Ontology annotation, biological process: adenylate cyclase-modulating G protein-coupled receptor signaling pathway.